AUGCCACCACUAUCUCUACUCCGACUGCCAUUCCUUCCUCUUCAAAAUAUUAUUCAAAACUGGAAUAUCUAUGAAAUAUGUCAAUUUGCAAAAGUCUCCAAACGAACAAAAAGCGUGGCAAGGGCAGCUUUCAGAAAACCAGUGGAUAUCAGUUUGACAAAUGGAGAGUGUUUUUCAAUUCAAACGUCAUUCGCUGGAAAUAGUGGCAUAGUCUCUCGGGGACAGGAGACUUGGGUGUUUGAGUUGAGAGAUAUCUCAGACAGAGAUAACGCAGAAUCAGAUGUUUAUAAUGAGAAUCAUGUGUAUCAUACUCUCAAUUUAUUUUCUGAAAACCCACUGCUUCUCUUUCUUGAGACUCUCGAAUUUCUCUUCGAAGUGUUUGAUUGUUCUAUUCACAUGGUAUACUGGACCAGUUGGAAAACUGAAGAUAUGCGACAAGUUAUCGAUUGGAUGAAUGGAUGUGAUAAACUGACAAAAAUAGAAACUGUUAAUUUUAAUUUGAACGUCAAUAAUCAGAUGACACUUGCUUUAUUUCUGGAAACAUUUAAGAAGAAACUUGGACGGCUAAUCGUGUAUAGUAAAGUCUCUGAUAUUGCUCCAGUCAAGUUUUCAAUAGAAAUGGAGAGAUUCAGUUACUAUGGUGCUAGAUGGGUCAAUUUAUCUAUUUUAAUGUCUAUGAACACGUGCAAACGUCUUUACCUUGCAAUAUCACUUCUCUCUAAUCAAGAUCUGAAAGUAUUCCUCAGAAGUUGGAAGGAAGGGAAAUCAAAUUCGAUUCUAGAAGUUCUUCACGUCUAUGUAACAGACCAAGAAGAUUGGAAGACAGUCUUGAAUGGAUUGGGAGCAGUUGUAAGACACCCGACACGAGUGACUAGAUGCUAUAUAAAAAAUCUUUGGUACUAUGGUGGUGUGGAUAUUCAACGAGUCGAUGGUAAGAUUGGAACAGUUAUGUGGACACAUUACGUCGGGAGUAAUGAACACGAGAAGAUCCCAAGGAACAUUAUUGAAGUAUUCGAGAAAACGAAACAAGAAUGGGUCGGAACUGAUAGUGACGUGGUUUUCGAGGAGAAAGGAAACGAGAUUCAAGUCUCAGACGAGGAGAAAAUAAUCAAAGAGCAUUCAACACAGAGACUAUUGAUUUGGAGACGCGUCGCGUGUGGGUACGGUAAACAGUGUCACAGAUUCGAAGGAAUCACCGAAAGACUUUUGUCUUCGAUGUCACCACUACCUCUACUCCGACUGCCAUUCCUUCCUCUUCGGAAUAUUAUUCGAAACUGGAAUAUCUAUGAAAUAUAUCACUUUGCAAAAGUUUCCAAACGGACAAAACACGUGGCAAGGUUAGCUGUUAGAAAACCAGUGAAAAUCAGGUUGGAAAAUGGAGAGAGUUUUGUAAUUUACACGUCAUUCGCUGGAAACAGUGUCAUAGGCCCUCAGGGACCGGAGACUUGGUUGUUUGAGUUGAGAGAUAUCUCAGAAAGGGAUAACACGGAAUCAGAUGUUUAUAAUGAGAAUCAUGUGUAUCAUGCUCUCAAUUUAUUUUCUGAAAACCCACUGCUUCUCUUUCUUGAAACUCUCCAACUUCUCUUCGAAGUGUUCGAUUGUUCUAUUCACUCGGUCUACUGGUCCAGCUGGAAAUCCGAAGAUAUGCGACAAGUUAUCGAUUGGAUGAAUGGAUGCGAUAAACUAACAAAAAUAAAAAAUGUUAAUUUUAGUUUGAAUGCCAAUAACCAGUGGACACUUGCUUUCUUCCUGGGAAGAUUUCAGAAGAAAAUUGGGCGGGUAAUCAUGCAUAGUGAUGUGUCUGAUAUUGCUCCACUCAAGUUUUCAAUGCCACUCGAAAUUGAGAGAUUCGAUUAUUUUGGAGGCGCUAAAUGGGUCAAUUUAUCUAUUUUAAUGUCUAUGAACACGUGCAAACGCCUUUAUCUUGGAGUAUCACUUUUGUCUAAUCAAGAUCUGAAUGCAUUCCUCAGAAGUUGGAAGGAAGGUAGAUCAAAUCCGAUUCUAGAAGAUCUUCGAGUGUUUAUACCGGGUCAAGAAGACUGGAGGACAGUGCUGAAUGGAUUGGGAGCGGUUGUAAGACAUCCGACACAAGUGGCUAGAUGCUGCAUAGAGAUAUUCUGGUUCUACGGAGGAGUUGACAUUCAGAGAGUCGAUGGAACGAUUGGAACCGUCAUGUGGACUCAUUAUCUUGGGAAAAAGGAACACGAGAAGAUCCCAAAGAAUGUUAUUGAAGCAUUCGAAAGAACGAAUGAAGAAUGGACCGGGACUGAUAGUGACGUGGUUUUCGAGGAGAGAGGAAACGUAAUUCAAGUCUCAGACGAGGAGAAAAUAAUCAAAGAGUAUCUUCCGACUCAAUGUUUCGACUUUACUUUUGUUGUCUGGAAAUGA
Messenger RNA from Caenorhabditis remanei, 2388 nucleotides. RefSeq lists its product as uncharacterized. Gene Ontology annotation, molecular function: protein binding. The transcript is spliced from 6 exons. The record is from RefSeq and is a predicted model, not a curated record. NCBI's taxonomy places the organism in Eukaryota, Metazoa, Nematoda, Chromadorea, Rhabditida, Rhabditidae. Gene Ontology annotation, biological process: embryo development. Bases 1 to 2388 code for a protein of 795 amino acids.